AUGGCAAAAGUAAUACCCCUGUAUAAAAAAGGUGAUCAGCAAUGUAUGGAUAACAAUAGGUAUGUGUCAGUACUGUCAGAGUUUUUGGAAAUUAUUGAAAAAGUGUUUCUUUCACAACUACCUACAGUUUUCAACAAGAAUAAAAUUAUUUCUGGGUCUCAACAUGGCUUCAGACCACAGCAGUCAAUUGGAACAGCCACUUCCAACCUGAUAAACCAUGUCUUAAAUGUAGUGGACAACAACAGAAAGAUCUCAGGUUUAUUCUUGGACCUAAUGAAAGUUUUUGAUGUGACUGAUCAUUCUGUGCUCCUGGGAGACCCUGAACGGUACGGUGUAAUAGGUGUUCCAAAUAAGUGUAUUAAAUCAUACUUGAAAUAUCAAUCUCAAGGCUCUAUUCUAGGUCAAUUUCUCUUUUUGGUAUACAUUAAUGAUUGCCUAUCACACAUUAGGGAUUCAGAACCAGUCAAAAUAAAAAAAUGCAGCACAACCAGUAACAAGUAUAGAUAA
Schistocerca cancellata (South American locust) is the source of this 507-nucleotide messenger RNA. RefSeq lists its product as uncharacterized. The transcript has 3 exons. The record is from RefSeq and is a predicted model, not a curated record. Bases 1 to 507 code for a protein of 168 amino acids. Lineage: Eukaryota; Metazoa; Arthropoda; Insecta; Orthoptera; Acrididae.